AUGGCACAGCCGGUGCCUCAUCAGGACAAGAAGCGCGUCAAGGUCUACGAGCUGCGCAACAAUGACUGGUUUGAUCGCGGGACAGGCUUCUGUACCGCCAAGUUUGCGACGUCCGAAGAUGGUCACAAAGAUCCAAAAGUUAUCGUAGAGUCUGAAGACCAGCCCGAACGACUUCUUCUAGAGACGACAAUUCAGAAGCAGGAUGGGUUCCAAAAGCAGCAAGGCAAGUCCGCCCCCGACUUCUCUUUCCUUCCUCUCUUUCUCUCUCUCCUCUACAUUUUCAAACCACGCUGCUGGAGCCGGUACGGAUUUGUCUACUCGUGGUUUGAAAACGCAAUUCCAGAAGCUAAUGUUGUAUCAGAUGACAACCUGUCUGAUGAUCUCGCCAUUGAAGCUGUUGCUCCCGUUAGCCUUCCCGCUGCUGAGCUGGGCAACCUCGCUGAAAUCGAAUCCAGCAUCAGGGUGAUGAGCUCUACCGCCACUGGGCGUGAAGCCAUAACCAAGUUCAUCGUGGCCGAAGACUACAUCAGCAAGCUUAUUCCGUUGGUGGAAAUCGCCGAGGACCUGGAGAGUCUCCCCGAUCUGCAUCGCUUGUGCAACAUCAUGAAGAGCAUCCUGCUCCUCAACGACACGUCCAUCAUUGAGCACGCGGUAUCCGACGAAUGCCUCCUGGGGGUGGUUGGCGCCUUAGAAUACGACCCCGACUUCCCCAGCCACAAGGCCAACCAUCGACACUGGCUCAGCAACCAAGGACAUUACAAGGAGGUUGUGCCCAUCGACGACGACGCUGUCCGCCGCAAGAUACACCAGACCUACCGACUGCAGUAUCUCAAAGAUGUCGUCUUGGCCAGGAUUCUUGAUGAUCCUACCUUUUCCGUGCUGAGCUCUCUCAUUUUCUUCAACCAAGUCGAAAUCGUACAGCACCUACAGUCGAACCCGAACUUUCUCAUGAACCUGUUUGGCAUCUUCUCCGCCCACUAUCCCGACACAAAAAAGCGCAAAGAGGCCGUUUUGUUUAUCCAGCAAUGCUGUGCAAUUGCGAAAACCAUCCAGGCUCCUGCGCGCCAGUCGCUCUACAUUAACUUUCUCAACCAUGGCCUGCUCCGCGUUAUCUACUAUGGCCUGAGACAUAUGGACGUAGCCGUGCGCGUUGGAGCGAUGGAUAUCUUGAUAUCCAUCAUCGACCAUGAUCCGAUGCUCAUCCGGCAAACCAUAUUCCGACAGCUACAUGAGGGCGGCUUGUCACUGCUCGACUCUCUUAUUGACCUUCUCCUGGUCGAGGUGGACUUGGGCGUCAAGACCCAGAUUUCAGAUGCUCUCAGGGUCAUCCUGGAUCAGGGAGGGAGUCCAGCUGCCGCCGCCAACGAACCCGCCGCCAACAACAACAACAGUGGCGGCAACGGCAAUGCCAACGGCAGCGGCAACGGCAACAAGCAGCAGGGCGGCGAGCUUGCCGCUAGGGCCAGGAUGCAGAUGGUUGUCGAUCCACAGCAUGAACACUUCCUCACCCGCUUCUACGAGUCUUCCGCCAUGAAGCUAUUUAGGCCUCUGAUUGAGCUAGACAGCCGUUCCCACCUGGACUUCACCGUUCAAGAAGCUGCCAUGUUCGCCUGCUUAGUGGAAGUACUGGGCUUUUUUAUCCGCCAGCAUCAUCGAUUCAGCAGAUACUUCUUCAUUGUGCACAACCUUGCAGCGCGAAUUGUCCAGCUACUCAAGUGUCGGGACAAGUACUUGCAACUGGUUUCGAUUCGAUGCUUUCGACUGAUCCUCGGCCUCCAGGAGGAGCUGUAUGUCAAGAAUCUGAUCGAAAACGAUGUCUUGGGACCCAUCCUCGAAGUCCUGGUCGAGACUGUGCCGCGGGAUAACCUCGUCAGCGCCGCUUGCACCGAGCUCUUCGACUUUGUCAAGAAGGACUACCUCAGAGACAUGGUCAAGCAACUAGUCGAAGACCACCGGGAUAACUUGCUUCUCGUUAGCCAUAUACCGCCUUGUCAAGACCUAAUCACGCGAUAUGACCAGACUGAAGGCUAUACGACGAACAUGGAGUUCUUCCUCGAUGCGGACGAUGAUGUGACGAAGAGGCCAACCAAUGUCCGCAUGAUGGACCAACUCCCGGCCGAUCUCCGGGAAGAGGAGUACUGGGACGCACCCGAUCUUGACGACGAAGGAGAAGAACAAGGCUCAGGGGAUAGAUCAUCAGAGAGCGGCAGCUCGUCUUCCACAAAACCGCUGGUCGACUAUGCAUCAGACGAGGAAGACGACGAGGAUGGUUUGGACAAUGACAGCGACGACCAUGACUCGAAGGACCACAGCGAGGGCGAGGAUGCUGCCGCUUCAAGUCCGCGAUCGAGCAUGUCGGCUAACGUGCCGCCGCCUGAGCGCCUGUCUGAAAAGCGCCGACGAGAGGAAGAUGAGGAUGAGGAUGAUGAGCUGGGGAAGCUAAUGCAGAGCAAACGGCGUAACAGCAGCUCUACAGAGUCCAACUCGUCAAUCACACAGGGCCUCACCCGGAGACGCAAGAGCUUCGCCAAUGGCGGCGGUAACGUGGCGCCCAGGAAGAUUGCAAUUAGUCUGUCACCGGCUCUGAGGUCAGGCGGCCCCUCACGGUCCGACGACGACUCUUGAUUGCGCGGGAUACUUAUUUUGACCUCUGCUUGGUACCUCCUCCUGUCUGGACGAUCGGUGUACGCCACUCCAUACCCUACCCUUACUUUCUCUUUUUCUGUGUUCCCGUUUUACUUGCAUCCAUAAUUCUUUCUUGGCCAUGACGAUCUGUAAAUGGCAGACGGGGUACUCUGUGUCCAAAGGGUUGGUCCUCGAGCAAUGAGGAGGGGGGUGGCGGGUUAGGCAAUAGGCGGCGUUAUGUUUUGUUUCGUGCUCCCGUUUAUUUCUUGUCUGGUCAUUGGCCAACAAACUCUUUGCUUUUGCUUUUGUUGGCUUCGGGAUGAUGAGGAGAUUCACAGGAGCCGUUGGCGGCAACGGCAACCGCUUCCAGGUAUAGAAUUGGUCCGUGAUAAGAGGAUUCAAAGUGUAAAGACAAUGUGGAAGGUAUCUCACAUGUGGCUAAGUCCCGGAGACAAAGCUCGGACCCGAGGACUUAAAGUAGCAAUGCUAGUGGAAGUAGAGGAGACGGGAGUCGAAAGGUUC
Molecule: messenger RNA, 3147 nt
Organism: Trichoderma reesei QM6a
Lineage: Eukaryota; Fungi; Ascomycota; Sordariomycetes; Hypocreales; Hypocreaceae
Exons: 3
Coding region: 1-2625 (874 amino acids)
Biological process (GO): DNA damage response; protein dephosphorylation
Cellular component (GO): nucleoplasm; protein phosphatase 4 complex
Molecular function (GO): protein phosphatase activator activity
Source: RefSeq, a predicted model, not a curated record